This is a messenger RNA of Chionomys nivalis (European snow vole), 6694 nucleotides long. It is a transcript of the gene Larp1, whose product is annotated as La ribonucleoprotein 1, translational regulator. The coding region runs from base 285 to 3503 and encodes 1072 amino acids. Lineage: Eukaryota; Metazoa; Chordata; Mammalia; Rodentia; Cricetidae. The transcript is spliced from 19 exons. Gene Ontology annotation, molecular function: RNA cap binding. Gene Ontology annotation, cellular component: cytosol; cytoplasmic stress granule. The record is from RefSeq and is a predicted model, not a curated record. Gene Ontology annotation, biological process: mRNA stabilization; positive regulation of translation.
CCCGCCGCCCGCCGCGGAUCGCGUGGUCUGGCUCGGCUCUCCGCGCCGCUCCCCCCCAGGCCGUCCGCACCGCUGCAGCCCCCCGAGCCGCCCCGGGCCGGGGGCGGGGGGACGCAGGCCGGGGACCGAGACCAGCUAGGCCAGCUAGGCGCGCCGGAGCCCUCUGCUGCCCGGCGCGCCGCUCCGCGUUCGCCCGCGCCGCCCCGCGCCCGCGCGGCCCGGGCCCCGGCGCCCCGCCAGCGGCCUCGAGCGGGGCCCGCGGCGCGCCCGGCCGCUCCGCGCAGAUGGCCACUCAGGUAGAGCCGCUGCUGCCGGCGGGUGCCGCUCUGCUGCAGGCCGACGAGCACGGCCUGGCGAGGAAGAAGCCCGUGCCUGACGCCCAGGUCGAGCCGGGCCAGAGCGACGGCGGCGGCGAGCCCGACGGCAGCGUCCGCAGGCCAAGGCCCGCCUGCGCCAGGCCCAGCCGCGACGGCGCGGAGCGCGAGAGCCCGCGGCCACCCGCAGCCGCCGAAGCCCCAGCGGGAAGCGACGGCGAGGACGGCGGCCGGCGUGACUUCGUGGAGGCGCCGCCGCCCAAGGUGAACCCGUGGACGAAGCACGCGCCGCCGCCGGCCGCGGUGAACGGACAGCCGCCUCCAGAACCUUCUGCUCCAGCCAAGGUAGUGAGGGCAGCUGCUCCUAAACAGCGCAAGGGCAGCAAGGUUGGUGACUUUGGAGAUGCAAUCAACUGGCCUACACCUGGAGAGAUAGCCCACAAGAGUGUGCAGCCACAGUCCCACAAGCCUCAGCCUGCCCGUAAGCUGCCGCCCAAGAAAGACAUGAAGGAGCAGGAGAAAGGAGAUGGAGGUGAUAGUAAGGAGAGUCCGAGAACAAAGUCAGACGAGUCGGGGGAGGAAAAGAAUGGAGAUGACGACUGCCAGCGAGGCGGGCAGAAGAAGAAAGGGAACAAACACAAGUGGGUUCCGUUGCAAAUAGACAUGAAGCCUGAAGUACCGAGAGAGAAAUUGGCCUCACGUCCCACUCGUCCACAGGAGCCAAGACACACACCUGCUAGCCGAGGGGAGAUCAAAGGAUCUGAACCUGUCACCUACAUGCCUGUAUCUGUGGCCCCACCCACCCCAGCCUGGCAACCAGAGACCAAACCAGAGCCUGCCUGGCAUGACCAGGAUGAGACAUCGAGUGUGAAGAGUGAUGGGGCUGGCGGGGCACGGGCUUCCUUCCGUGGCCGUGGACGGGGGCGUGGUCGUGGACGGGGCCGAGGACGGGGUGGUACUCGAACCCACUUUGACUACCAGUUUGGCUACCGAAAAUUUGAUGGUACAGAGGGGCCCCGCACCCCCAAGUACAUGAACAACAUCACCUACUACUUUGACAAUCUCAGCAGCACUGAGAUUUACAAUGUGGACCAGGAGCUGCUCAAGGACUAUAUCAAGCGCCAGAUUGAAUACUACUUCAGCGUGGACAAUUUAGAGCGAGACUUCUUCCUGAGACGGAAAAUGGAUGCUGAUGGUUUCCUUCCCAUCACCCUUAUUGCUUCCUUUCACCGUGUACAGGCCCUAACCACUGACAUUUCACUCAUCUUUGCGGCUCUAAAGGACAGCACGGUGGUAGAGAUCGUUGAGGAGAAAGUUCGCAGGAGGGAACAACCUGAGAAGUGGCCACUUCCUGGUCCGCCAAUAGUGGACUAUUCACAAACAGAUUUCUCUCAGCUUCUCAACUGCCCAGAGUUUGUUCCCCGUCAGCACUACCAGAAGGAGACUGAGUCAGCACCUGGCUCUCCCCGUGCUGUUACACCAGUGCCAACCAAAACAGAGGAGGUCAGCAACCUGAAGACUCUUCCCAAGGGCCUGUCUGCCAGCCUCCCAGACCUGGAUUCUGAGAGCUGGAUUGAAGUGAAGAAAAGGCCCCGUCCCUCCCCAGCACGCCCCAAGAAGUCAGAAGAGCCCAGGUUUUCCCAUCCAACUUCUCUGCCUCAGCACCUUCCCUCUCAACAGCUGAUGUCAAAGGAUCAGGAUGAGCAAGAAGAACUAGACUUCCUGUUUGAUGAGGAGAUGGAACAGAUGGAUGGGCGGAAGAAUACCUUCACUGCCUGGUCUGACGAGGACUCUGAUUAUGAGAUUGAUGACCGGGAUGUCAACAAGAUACUCAUUGUCACUCAAACACCACCUUACAUGCGUCGGCACCCUGGGGGGGACCGCACAGGCAACCACACUUCUCGUGCCAAGAUGAGUGCUGAGUUGGCCAAGGUCAUUAAUGAUGGGCUCUUCUACUAUGAGCAAGACCUAUGGACCGAGAAGUUUGAGCCUGAGUAUUCACAGAUCAAGCAAGAAGUCGAGAACUUCAAGAAAGUGAAUAUGAUUAGUCGGGAGCAAUUUGACACUCUGACCCCCGAACCCCCUGUGGAUCCCAACCAGGAGGUUCCUCCUGGACCACCUCGGUUCCAACAAGUUCCUACUGAUGCCCUGGCCAACAAGCUGUUUGGUGCUCCUGAGCCCUCCACCAUUGCCCGUUCUCUACCAACCACUGUCCCAGAGUCGCCAAACUAUCGAAACGCCAGGACCCCACGCACACCCCGGACCCCUCAGCUCAAAGACUCUAGUCAGACAUCACGGUUUUACCCAGUGGUGAAAGAAGGACGGACCCUAGAUGCCAAGAUGCCUCGAAAAAGGAAGACAAGACACAGCUCGAACCCUCCCUUGGAAAGUCAUGUGGGUUGGGUGAUGGAUUCCCGGGAGCACAGGCCCAGGACUGCUUCUAUUAGCUCCAGCCCUUCAGAAGGAACACCUGCAGUUGGCAGCUAUGGCUGUACCCCUCAGUCAUUACCCAAGUUCCAGCAUCCUUCCCAUGAGCUGCUCAAGGAAAAUGGCUUCACACAACACGUCUACCACAAGUAUCGGAGGCGCUGCCUUAAUGAGCGGAAGCGCUUGGGUAUUGGCCAGUCUCAGGAGAUGAACACUCUUUUCCGCUUUUGGUCGUUCUUCCUCCGAGAUCACUUCAAUAAAAAGAUGUAUGAGGAGUUCAAGCAGCUGGCACUGGAGGAUGCCAAAGAAGGCUACCGAUACGGUUUGGAGUGCCUUUUUCGAUAUUACAGUUAUGGUCUGGAGAAGAAGUUCCGACUGGACAUAUUCAAGGAUUUCCAGGAGGAGACUGUGAAGGACUACGAGGCUGGCCAGCUCUAUGGAUUAGAGAAAUUCUGGGCCUUCUUGAAAUAUUCCAAAGCCAAAAAUUUGGACAUUGACCCCAAACUGCAAGAAUACCUCGGCAAAUUCCGACGUCUAGAAGACUUCCGAGUGGACCCCCCCAUGGGCGAGGAAGGCAACCACAAGCGACACCCAGUGGUAGCAGGAGGCAGCGGUGAGGGCAGGAAGCGGUGCCCUUCCCAGUCUUCCAGCAGGCCUGCCACUGGGAUCUGCCAACCCCCUACGACACCUACUGGCCAGGCUACUCGGGAAGAUGCCAAAUGGACAAGCCAGCACUUGGACACACUGACUUUGGGAAAGUGAAUGCCCAGAAGCCCCCUGGGGUUUGGGUAGAAGGGGUGGGGUGGGCGAGGUUCCAUGGGGGUGCCCAGUCCCAGGAGAGUGGAUAGAGAAGGGACAGGCCUGGAGUUACUAAGAGGCCUUUGCACUAAGUAGCAGUGUACACCAUUUGGGCUAUUAGUGGUGCCCCUGGGCAGGAGCCUCCAAGUCUCCCCUUCCCCUUCUGUCUCCAUGACUUCCAUCUUAACUUCUAAGGGGGGAGGGGAAGGGGGGAGAUUUUUUAUAUAUAUAUAUAUAUAUACAUACAUAUAUAUAUAUCAAGUUUUAAAUUAUUGAUAGUUUGUCUGGAUUACCAAAAUCACUCUUCAGCCCUUUCUUGCGGCUGUUAGCCGACCUGUGUCCCUGCCUCUUCCCGCUCCCCUCAAGCCAACUAUGCAGCCCACCAGAAGACUCUGGCGGUGCCCAUGAGCCCCAGAAGCACCAGCCCCUUGAUCAACUGGGGUUUGCCAUCACCAUGUCCCCUGCUGUUCCGCAUACCCUUCUGCCACCUCUGGGGGAAGGAAACCAAAGGAUCUCAGAGUGGGGGUCGGGGAGUUUUAGCCUCUCCUGCCCUCCCCCCCUCCCCAGCCCAGAGACGCUGCUCACACCAGAAGAGACUAUUGAAAGAUGAUUUAUUUUAUUUUAUUUUUCGCCUGACCUUUCCAUACUUGGGAAAAGAGAAAAAAAAUAAAAACAACCCCAAAACAAAACAAAAAGAAAAAAAAAGACAAAAUCGACCAUAAAAAAAUGACAAAAAAAAAAUCAGAGCCCACCUAAUCCAUAGAAAGUGAUGUCUUUACCCCUCCUUGGAAUUUUUCUUCUGUUCUGUUUUUGAAAAUAAUAUUUUUUUAAAAGUUGCCUUAUUGUGGAGCGGGAACCUGAACUAAUGCCCAAAUGCCUGUUUUCCUCCUCGAGCCUCCGAAGAGCUCCACCUGCCUGGGAUGCCCCUGGGCUUGGACUAACUAGAAUUCUCCUUGGGACUGAGUUGCAUGUACGGGGCCUCCCACCUGGAGGCAAGAGAGUUGGGGGCAGCUCAAUCAGAGCUGUGCCCAGGACACUCCUGCUGUUUCAUCGUCUCAAGCUGAUGUCCUGUGUCUGCACACUGCUGCCGCUGUCCUUGUUUUGCUUGCUGUCGUCUGACCAGGCUCACCCUGCCCUUCCUCGGAACCCCAAGGCCAAGUUUGCUUCAGACUGUCGUAAACAGAGUUGAUCUUGUCUGGCACACAUUUGUCCUCAGCCUGAGUGUCUCCCCAACCAAAGGACAAGGAGGUGAGCGUCCACUGAUGGCCACAGCUUAGGUCUGUGUCUGACCUCGAGGAGGUGUAUCUCACAAUGUGGAGAAAGGUGCCAUUCUUCAAGGGUCUGGUGUGAUCUUCCCAUCUUAAUACCCCACGACCCCCAGCAAGCCAUCUCUGCCCACCCUCUCACUGACCCUGCCUGGGAUCAAGGGGUGAGAAGAACCGAGGGCUGGGGGAUCCUGCCUUUUGGUGAAGUCCUGUGGCAGGAAGGUAUAUGCGGACAUAGAGUAUACCUGACUUCUCUUUUUAAGCCACCAUCUGCCUGAGCUGCCCUGCACAUGCUAGAAGAGUGGCUGGAGGCUGCUGUCAUCAGGAGCCAGGGAGGGUGAUGAAGAAUACAAGCUGGAGAGCUAAAUGCUCACCCCCCACACUGGGAUCCCGGCAGCGCUAGGGCGGGGGGUAUAUGUAAUCUUGCUCAGUUACUGAAAUUUAUGUGGUCCUCCUUGAGCUCUUCUGUUGUCCCAAAGGCUGGGACUAGGACACAGCAUCGCAGGCUGGCAAGAGCUUGCCCUCUGUUUUUGGGUACCUUGUUGAUUUAACUUGUGCCCUGCCCCACUCUGCCCUCCCGGUGCUUAGAAUGUGCAAAUCCCAUGUCAGCUCCUGUGACUUAGUUGUCUCAAACAGUAUAGGAACAGGAUCUGCUAAUGGGAUCUGAGACCUUCCCCAAAGUCUGGUACCUGCCCUAUGGUACACUUUCACCAAAUAGUGGGCUUCCUUUCCUUUCCGUGCUCAGCCCUGUACUGUAUCCAGUACCGCAGAACCUCAGGGUUUUGAGGCCCAGGGUGGGGGAAAAUUGUUCCCAUCUAGACUAUCCAGGCUAGGUUUGCCAUCUUCCGGAUCCUCUCAGGCCCUCUGAGGAAGGAAGCCCCUUUGGGGCAGGAAGGCAAGGCUAUCAUCUCAACACAGGCUGAGGAGGGGUGGGUGGGAGUGAGUGAGUGAGUGUGAGAGUGUGUGUGUGUAUUUGUUGUGAUACGUUAGGAGUUGACGUUGCAGAGUAGUUUACAUCUUCACCUUCUGAAGACACUUGAAUUUAGGACCGAUGUAUCUGUGACAAGUAUUCCAAGAGUGGCAGGGGCCACCAGAGCAAGCCACUUCCCCAUCACCAUCUUCCCAUGGGAUCCAAGACCUAAGAUAGAGGCAGCCUGCCAAACCGAAGCUCCUUCAUCCUCUGCCUGUACAGGGUUGGUCAUUGGCCUGGGCCCAGCAAGGGGCAGAUUGUGUUCUGCCCUCUGAGCCUCAGAACAAAUGCACUACUCGAAGAGAAGACUGCAUGGCCCUGCUCCAGCCUGGACCCUGGGUUCAGACAGAGGUGCUGAGCCCCAUGUCAGAUUGUUAAUGUUUUUGUUCUGUUGCUCUCUCCCACUCCCUUCAUGACGACAUUUACAAAGGAAAGCAAGCUGCUUGCAAGGUCUGGAAGCAAGGGAAAGGGUGUGAAGACAAGGCUAAUGGUGGAGUGUACCGGAGGCUUGGGUUACCUGGUCCUUUGGAUGGGAGCCCCAGAAUACCUCUCUUGUUAAAGGGCCCCUGGACUCUUCCCCAGCCCCAGGCUCUCCUCCAGCUGUGGUGAUGGCAGAGGCAGAAGAGAACUCUCAGUUGAGUUCUCACCGGAGAGGAAAACUCGUCGUGGGCUUUUCAGAGAAGGUUCCACCUUACGCUCGUACAUUGUCUUUACCAUGUGCUAGGAUAUCACAUUCAACAGGACAAAAAAAAUGUAAAAUACUUGAAUGAGCUUGUAUCAUAACAUUAAUAUUAUUGAGAGUGUCUGCUUCCCAGGCUGAAGUGAUUCAUUCUUCUGGUCCUGCUCUAGUCCUUUGUAAUUGGUGAUAAUUAUUAUGCUUUUUUCUUUUUAAUACAAAAAAAAUGUAUAAAAAUAAAAAC